GUCCUCCCGGAAGACGAGGCCAUUGCUUCAGUGUGCAUCACUGCGCUGGUUUUUUCGGAAUCCUUUACCUCAGGCCCCGUCUCAGGUGCUGGAUAGCCACGUUUGUUUCUCACCCACAUGAUAAUUCUUAACCAUUGGACUUAAUCCUCAGGUGUUUGUUGCACACUCUGGCAUUGCACAUUGGAAGAAUUAGGGUUUGGCCAUGGUUUUUUGAAAGAUUGGGGUGUGGGGUUUCGUUGCGGGCCGGUGCCGUGUGAGAAACGAUGCGUGCUGAGUACGAAGAGUUAUAUUGGCGGGGUUUGGAGCCGCAGGAUGUGUCAUCGUAGUCGAUUCGAGACGAGGUGUUGGAUUACGGCCGAUUGGAGCGUCCUUGUUGGUGUUGUUGCGGAAAUCCAUGUCUGUGUUGGGGACGGUGUCGCUGUCGCCGUAGAAAAGGAGGAGGAUAGGGCGGUCGGCCGAGAAUUGAUUCGUUUUAUCGGAGGAACUGUAAGGGUUUGCGAACUGGCUCUUUGUGACAGUAUAUGAAUUCGUGAAGACUCUUGCUUUGGUCUCGUCUUCGGCACAUAUAAGGCAGACAUGGGGAACCCAUUGAAGGAAGUCGAGUUAGGUGGAUCAAAGAAUCCAGAAAAAUCCCAGUCGAAUCUCCCUGGAACUUUGAUUGAAUCUGCCGAGGUACCCCUGCUUUCUGAACCACCUCAAAAUGGUGCACUUGAUGGUUCAUCAGACGUAAAUGAAGUCCAGAAAAGUUCACUAACUUCUGUCGUCAGUAAUAAAGAGUUCAAAUCCUCGAGUGACGACCUCAAACAGUUCGAGGAAAAACUUGACAGUAGUCUUGACAGUUCCUUAGCAACAAAUGACCACCCUGAUAGAGGGGAUGACCAGGCUCCUCUUCUGUCGAAACAAUGCCGGAGCGAUGAAGUCAAUGGAGCACUGCCUCCGUCAAGUGGUGCAGCUAUUGCAGCUGAUGAUGCUGUUGUAUAUCCUCCGGAGGUCAUUAAGGAGAUGGAAGUCAAGUAUACAGCAUACGUUCGCCACGAUGUGUAUGGUAACUGGGGCAUGCGUGAGAUCUGUUACUGGGAGAAGUUUAAACUACUUUUGGCUCUCGUGGCACUUUGCCCCAUUAGGGUAUUUUUGCUCUUUUCGUGCUUGGUAUUAUUCUAUGUAAUUUGCAAACUGUGUACAUACCGAGUAGCGGCUUCCUCAAGUGAUGAAGGUCAGGAGAGUUUUGCGCACAUGACGGGGGUCAGGCGGACUGUCAUUGUACGCUCGGGUAGGUUUCUUGCGCGUGCAAUGUUGUUCAUAUUUGGGUUCUACUAUAUUCCUGUUUCGUAUAGGACAUCAGCGACACAGAACCUUCACUUAGGUUUGGAGGAUUCUGAAGAGAGCAAGGAAAGUGAAGAGAAGAAAUCGGAGUUUGUUCGUCCUGGAGCUAUUGUCUCAAACCAUGUCUCCUAUUUGGACAUACUAUAUCACAUGUCAGCUUCCUUUCCCAGUUUUGUGGCUAAAAGAUCAGUGGCGAGGUUGCCUCUAGUUGGCUUGAUUAGCAAAUGCUUGGGUUGCGUGUAUGUUCAACGUGAAUAUAAAUCUUCCGAUCACAAAGGUGUAUCAGGAGUUGUCCUCGAGAGAUUGCAAGCUGCGCACAAUGAUUUAAAGGCUCCUGGUCUUCUUUUGUUUCCUGAGGGUACUACAACCAACGGUGAUCACAUCUUGCCAUUCAAGACUGGGGCAUUCCGCGCUAAGACGCCUGUGCAGCCUGUGAUCCUCAAAUAUCCCUUUAAUCGCUUUAGCCCUGCCUGGGACACGAUAUCGGGGGUUCGACAUGUGAUUCUUCUUUUGUGCCAGUUCGUGAACCAUCUUGAAGUUACCCACUUACCUGUGUAUCGUCCAACAGAAAAGGAAUGUUCUGAUCCCAAGUUAUAUGCCAAUAAUGUACGCACAGUAAUGGCUGCGGAGGGUAAUUUUAUCAUGUCAGACAUAGGUUUGUAUGAGAAGCGUAUUUUUCAUAAUGCCCUCUUGGGAAAGCCUAUGCCAGUUGCACCAGCACCUGAAGGGAAUGAGAUGAAGUAGGUGGUACUAAAUAUGCACUUUCACGAUGCUGGGGGUUGUUGAAAAUCAACAGCACCACUUAAACAUGCAGGGUUCGGUUUCAGUGGAAUCAUACAAAAACGUUUGGUUUUGACUUUGAAGAUUUCUCCAACACUAAUAGUAGUUCGUGUGAACUCAUUUUUCUUUCAAUGACUUCUCUUUCUAUGUGGUUGCGUAUUUUUCAUGUUCUAUAUCGUGUGGCUGCAAAUUUACUUGUUUCCAACCCGUUCGACAUAUGUUUUGUAACCGAAGAGUGGAUGGAGGAGACCUAAGGAGUUGUCUUAUCCUCGAUGACUCGUAUGCAAGACAUGGAUAUUAAUGUUAGUAACUGUGGUUCAGAAACUUAGGAUUGGGGAAUGGUUUUCAGGAAUUCAUUCCUCUAACCGUUGCCUUUUCUUUUGGUUGGAUGCAUCCAUUCAUGGCUGUGAUUUGAAUGCGAGUAUCUUAUCACUUUGUAAUCAAAUAAACAAAUAAAUGGUUCA
This is a messenger RNA of Physcomitrium patens, 2567 nucleotides long. The record is from RefSeq and is a predicted model, not a curated record. Lineage: Eukaryota; Viridiplantae; Streptophyta; Bryopsida; Funariales; Funariaceae.